This is a messenger RNA of Cladocopium goreaui, 638 nucleotides long. NCBI's taxonomy places the organism in Eukaryota, Dinophyceae, Suessiales, Symbiodiniaceae. The record is from the annotation of a GenBank genome assembly.
UUCUGUCCACUCAAUCCACUUGCGAGCUUUGCGAGCCAUGAACUCUACGCCGGGACCACCCGUGGCACCCGGUACCGUGGAGUUGGCCGGAGGGCCCAAACUCAGCCGAAGCGAAGCGAGGCGACUGAAGGAGGAGGAGGAAGCAGCGCAAGCACGAUCCCUUGCAGAAGCCUGGAGGAUUGGUGGUAAGGCAAAGGUGAACGAGCAAGCGCCGCAGGAGGAAGAUCCCAAGAAAAUAGAGGAGCGAGAGCGGUCCCGCAGCCGGGAGAAGAAGGAGACUUUGCAUAGGCUUGCAAAGACUGCUGCUGAAAAGGCUGCAGCUGCAAAGGCUGCCAUGGAUGCCGAUGCUGAUGGCACAAGCAAUGGUGAAGCGACCGCACCGAAACUCAGCAAGGCAGAAGAAGCAAGGCUUUUGAUGGCAAAGGAGAAGGAGAAGGCUCGCCUGAAGAAGCAAGCUAUGCAGGAAGCCAAAAAAGAGGAGGAAAUGAAGAAGAAGAUGGCUGUUUUGGAAAAGGACCUCAACAAAUCAGACAAGUCCAAGUACAAGCGCUAUUGAGAUAGUCUGGAGCUCGCCUGGAGGCUUUCGAGUGGUGCUGCGUCAGGUCGCAGUGUCAACUCCCAGAAACUGUGCCAAGAAA